GAAGAAGCUUGGCAGAAACUGAGCUUCCUUCAGCCGCGUCAGGAGCUAUUCAGACACCUCGCUAUUCAGCUGUCAGUCAGUAGCUCGAGCUGUCAGUCACUCGAACUGUCAAUCACUGAAGCUGCCAGUCAUUCGAACUGUCAGUCACUGAAGCUGUCAGUCGCCCAAGUCGUUAUUUAAGUCGUCAGUCAAGCCACGCAAGUCAUUUUUUAAAGAUGUUACCUUCAUACCUUAGUCUCGCCUUCAUCGCGGCCGCCGUCAGGAAUGGCUCGGUGCUCCUGGACGACUGCGCCCCGGUCUGCCCCGACCCGGCGCCCGCGACCGGAAUGGUUCCCGACCCGACCGACUGCUCCCGAUACUACUACUGCCUGUCGGACGGCAAACCGAGCGACUUCACGGAGAAGUGUCCCGACGGCACGCUCUUCGACAAGGACGACUCCGAAUGCAAGGACGCCGCCGCCCCCAACUGCAAGACGUGCGAGCCCUCCUGCCGCUUCGAGUGCCCGUCGGACGGAAGCAUGGCCGUCGUGGCGGACGGCGAGGACUGCCACUCAUUCUUCGUGUGCAGCGCCGGGGGCUCCGUGCCCGUGUCGUGCGACGCCGAUAAGCCCUACUUCGACGGCACGACGUGCACGACGGAGGAGAGCCAGUGCUGCGACAGGUGCCAGGCCUACUGCGAGGAAGAGUUCACGGAGAUCGCCGACCCGACCAACUGCACCAACUUCUACUACUGCGCGCGCAAGGGUUUCCCGACGGAGCAGGACCUGCACCACUGCGCCGACCAGGCGGUCUUCAAUCAGGAGACGCACCACUGCGACAAGCAGGCGACGUGCGUGCAGCCGUGCUCGACGCUGCCGUCGGGGCCGCCCUUGGUGCCCACCACCACCGUCGGCUCGGACUGCGCCACCGACUUCAUCUGCCAUAGCAUCGGCUACUUCCCCAUGUGCGUCCACUCCUGCGACCCGCGCUACUACUUCUGCGGCAGCAGCGAUAUCGGCCACACCGUCGACCCUCUCCGGUGCCCCUCGGGCAUGGUGCUCAACCCGGAGACCAUGCGCUGCGUCACCCCCAACAACUGCCCGUUCCUGGCGCGCCUGUGAGCGAAGGGCCUCGUCGGGGGGGGGGGGGG
Penaeus vannamei (Pacific white shrimp) is the source of this 1129-nucleotide messenger RNA. Its product is annotated as peritrophin-44. Gene Ontology annotation, molecular function: chitin binding. The record is from RefSeq and is a predicted model, not a curated record. NCBI's taxonomy places the organism in Eukaryota, Metazoa, Arthropoda, Malacostraca, Decapoda, Penaeidae. Gene Ontology annotation, cellular component: extracellular region.